This is a messenger RNA of Aethina tumida (small hive beetle), 1438 nucleotides long. RefSeq lists its product as uncharacterized. Gene Ontology annotation, cellular component: extracellular matrix. The record is from RefSeq and is a predicted model, not a curated record. The coding region runs from base 116 to 1396 and encodes 426 amino acids. The transcript is spliced from 3 exons. NCBI's taxonomy places the organism in Eukaryota, Metazoa, Arthropoda, Insecta, Coleoptera, Nitidulidae.
UACAAAGCGUCCGUUCUAAACUGGAAAAUUUGUCGCAAUUUAUAAAAGCUCGAAUAUGUCUUGCACCGCAUUAGUUAGUUAGUAUUACAUAAGUGAACACACGCGGUCAGCCACAAUGUUUCUGUUUUUGGUAUGUCUUGCGGUAUCCUCAGUGGUGGCCAUCGAUUUGGGAGACCAUCAAUUGGGCAGUUUAUACAAUAACUACCAGGGAGUUUACGCACAAACCUAUGAAGACUACAAACCCCACGAUUACGAAUUUGGAUAUGGAGUCUCUGAUCCACACACCGGCGAUCACAAGUCCCAGUGGGAGGUAAAAGAAAAAGGAGUAGUCCGUGGAGGUUACAGUCUUCUGGAAGCCGACGGUACUACCAGAGUGGUAGAAUACGUCGCCGACGAUCACGGUUUCAGAGCCAUCGUCAAGAAGAUCGACCAGUACGGAAACACCCAUGUAGAAUCCCACGGCAACCCAGAGGUACACCAAGAACACCACGAACUAGCUACCCCCAUCGUAGCCGCCGAGCCUGCCGUGUCCCCUGUCUAUCAGACUUACGACGGACAUGUAGAUAACUACGUACAAAACAUUGCACCUGUUGUAGUCAGCAAAGUAGCACAGCCCAUUGAGGCUUACCCCGUAGUACAAAAGGAAGUAGCUUAUGCACCCGCACCAAUCCAACACGUAGAACAAGUACAGCCAAUUGAACAACAGUAUUAUCAGGCACCUGUUUUGCAGAAGGAAAUCGCCUACGCUCCAGCUCCGUACCCGGAAGUUCCAGCCGUACAGAAAGAAAUUAUUUCGCAGACCUACGAAGCCCAACCAGUAAUCCAGAAGUCCAUCUCUUAUGCUCAAGCUCCAAUUGUUCAAAAAGAACUUGUUGCUCCAAUUGUACAAAAACAGAUCAACAUCGCUCCCACUGCCAUUCCUUACUCUGCCCCGCAACAAGUUUACAGUCAAGAACCCGUUUACAACAGCUACAUCGCUAAGUCUCCUUACAUUGUUGACAUCAAUGCUUUCGGACCAAAAUCCGAUGCCGUAUUCGUUCAACCCAAACUGCCAGUUUACCAACAACAAUACGAAGUGCCACAAGCUCAAAGUUAUUACGGUCAAGAACAAGCUCUGAUCAAAAACUACGGACAAAAUGUUUUGACUCCAGUAGCUAAGGGUAUCUCCCAGGAAACUUAUCCUUCUUACGUUUCGGAAGGAUACACUUCCAACGACUUUGUUCAUCCACACGGUGAAUCGUCUCAAGGUUUCUAUGCUUCUACCGGCAAUGUUGAAGACGAUUCUGCUUAUACCAACUACAACCAAUAUUCGCAGCAGGUUAAUGCGUACCCAACUUCUUACAAGAACUUCCAACUGCCAUUAUCCUCUGUUGUGGGACAUCCAGUUUUACAUUAACCACUUAUUGUAGGAUUAAUGUUUGUAAAUAUUUAUUUUUUG